GGCAGUUCCCUCCUGACACUGUUUACAGCACUUGAAUCAGUCUCUUAAUCUGUAUAGGGAAUUAAACAGGACAGCAUCAAGGCACGGUAGUUACCGCAGAGAUGCAUCUUCAUUUUAUUCCCUUCUUUGCAGUGCUAAUAAGUGGUGUCUUAUGUACAUUUUAUGACUAUGGUUAUGAUGGAGGAUAUGCUGGGCCAGAGGGAGAUUACUAUGUCUCAAGUUUAUCUUUGGGACCAUCUACUGCAAACUGUGCUCCAGAAUGCACCUGUCCUUUCAACUAUCCCUCUGCAAUGUAUUGUGACAACCGCAAAUUAAAGGUAAUCCCAAUGGUUCCUGCUGGAAUACAAUAUUUGUACCUGCAAAGCAACAUGAUUGAGGCUAUAGAAGAGGAUGCUUUUAAGAAUGUUACUGAAUUGAAAUGGCUUAUUCUAGACCACAACCAGCUGACCAAUGGCAAAAUCAAGAAAAAUGCUUUUUCCAGUCUAAAACACCUAGUCAAGUUAUAUAUCAGCUUUAACAACCUUACUGAACUUGUAGGGCCACUACCAAAAACCAUGGAUGACCUUCGUGUAACCAACAAUAAAAUAUCAAAGAUUACUCCUAACAUUUUGGAAGGUCUAGAGAAUUUAACUCACAUUCACCUGCAGUACAAUGCUCUAAAAGAAGAUUCCAUUUCAGGGGCAUUUAAAGGUCUAAAACAACUUGAAUAUCUUGACCUUAGUUUUAAUGAACUGACAAAGCUACCCAAGGGACUUCCUCCAAGCAUAACUACUUUAUAUUUUGACAACAAUAAAAUUGCUAAUAUCCCAGAUGAGUUUUUCCAAGGUUUUAAAGCUCUGCAAUAUCUUCGCCUGUCCAACAACAAAUUGAAGGAUGGAGGUGUACCUGGAAAUGCUUUCAACAUCUCAAGUCUUGUUGAGUUGGAUCUUUCAUUCAAUGAACUUGGGAGCAUUCCAGCUGUGAAUGAAGGUCUAGAAAACCUCUACUUGCAAGUCAACAAAAUUCAAAAAUUCAAUCUGAACAGCUUCUGUAAAAUUAUUGGACCACUGGAAUACUCCAAAAUUAGACACCUUCGUUUAGAUGGAAACAAUAUCAGCAGAGUUGACCUACCCCAGGACAUGUACAGCUGUCUCCGUGUGGCCAGUGAAAUAGACCUAGGUUAAAAUGCUUGGUAAUAUUCAGAGAGUGGUUAUCCAAGCUACUUCUUUAAUCUUUCUUUCAGGUUCCAGAAACACAUUCAAAUAAAAAAUUAUAGAUGCAAGCAAAUUACAUCAUUCAUUUUAGAUUGUGAUAAAAAAUAUAAAUGCUUUUUGAUACAUCGCGAUCUAUGCAUGAAAUUGAACUACCCACAAAUUAUUUUGAUCCAACUUUUAUUUAGAUUUUAGAGAGAAAAAUUAAAGUAUUUCAAAAAUCGUACUUAUGGCAUCCUCAGGACCUAAUAUCCUUGGAAUGCUUGGCAAGUUACUUAUUAAACAUUUGUGGUCUACUGCUGUUUAAAUAAUGAAAAGCCAACAUCUGAUUGGUUACUAAGAAUUGGCAAACAAAGGCAGACUGUACUAAAGUCCUGAAAGAAGCAGCCUUGGUAUCACUGAUCAAGAAAUACUCUUUAGACUUCUGCAAUGAUCUCUUUCUACUAGGCUAAAGAAUAUUUGUAUACUAACAAAUGUCAUUACUAACAGAGCAUUAAUUAAGUGACCACAUGGUCUGUUUACUUUGAAAGAAAGAAUCAGGGCAUGAUUUGUACAGUGCAUUGAGCUACAUAUUUUCAACAUUCUGAAUUUCAGUAAUAUUUGCAUAUUAGUUUUGUACUUUGGCAAUUUUAAAAGGGCUAUAAUACUGCAAUUUGAAUAGUACAUCUUCAACCAUAACAUUUCCUAAGAAUACAAUUCAAAUUUACUAGUAAUAUCAGUUUUUCAGUUUUUUUUUACAGUUUUAAAUAAAGGCUUUUGAUUUCACUAGGCCUCUUUACACAUUUAUAUACUUAGUAAGACAGGGUUGUUAAAAUGUUAUAUUUUCAGUUUAUUUUCAGUUUAUAUGUAAUAAUCCAUCUAUUUAAAUAAAAAUGUUGGAAAAGUAAUAAAAUAAUUAAAAACUCA
Messenger RNA from Xenopus tropicalis (tropical clawed frog), 2096 nucleotides. It is a transcript of the gene lum, whose product is annotated as lumican. Lineage: Eukaryota; Metazoa; Chordata; Amphibia; Anura; Pipidae. The record is from RefSeq and is marked provisional.